Molecule: messenger RNA, 1201 nt
Organism: Plutella xylostella (diamondback moth)
Lineage: Eukaryota; Metazoa; Arthropoda; Insecta; Lepidoptera; Plutellidae
Gene: Polr1C
Product: RNA polymerase I and III subunit C
Biological process (GO): DNA-templated transcription
Cellular component (GO): RNA polymerase I complex; RNA polymerase III complex
Molecular function (GO): DNA binding; protein dimerization activity
Source: RefSeq, a predicted model, not a curated record
UCAUGUUUUCAAUCUUCAUUAAUAUUUUAAUUAAAGUAGUUUUCCAUUAAAAUAAUAGAAAUUUAUGAAAUUCUACUGAAAAGUGUUACUCUGUUUUUGUUCCUAAAUAUACAUACAACUACCAGAACUACUCAAACUUUCUAAGAACAACUGUAAAUAAAAGUAAACAAAAACAAUGCCGAAAUUGGAUGAAAGACCUAAAGUAAUUAUGGAAGAAUUUAGAGUUAAGAAUGCACCUGAUGAUUAUGGAAUGGAAGAUGAGAAAUGGAACUUCAAAAAGUACAAGAAAAACUUCCGCAUCGUUAUUGUCCGUAUGAACAAUUUAGAAAUGGAGUUUGACCUCAUUGGCACUUAUCCUGCAUUUGCAAAUGCCUUCCGUCGUCUGAUGCUCAGUGAGGUGCCGAGCAUGGCUAUUGAAAAAGUAAUGAUAAAAAAUAAUACCUCGAUUAUCCAGGACGAGGUACUGGCACACAGACUGGGGUUGAUACCACUCAAAGCUGACCCAAGGAAUUUUGAAUAUCGUUCACCAGAUGCUACUGAAGGGACAGAAUUUAACACAUUGGAAUACUCCCUGAAAGUGAAAUGUACCAAUAAUCCUUCACAACCUAAGGAUUCAUUCAGAGCUGAGGAUAUGUAUGAAAAUCACAGUGUGUAUUCAAAACAAAUAAAGUGGCAUCCCCUCGGCAACCAGUCAUCAGUCUACAAGGAGGCGGACGUGGGGCCGGUACAUGGAGACAUCCUCAUCUCCAAGAUGCGGCCGGGACACGAGCUGGACCUCCACCUGGUGGCUGUCAAGGGCAUCGGCAAGGACCAUGCCAAGUUUUCACCUGUUGCGACGGCCUCCUACCGGCUCCUCCCAGACAUCCAGAUAACUCGUGAGGUGCGCGAUGCGUCGGCCACGCUGCUGCAGCGCUGCUUCUCGCCCGGCGUCAUCGACAUCGACGGCGAGGGACGCGCCUUCGUGAAGGACGCACGCUACGACAGCUGCAGUCGCAAUGUGUAUAGAUACGACGAGAUCAAAGACGCAGUUGUGCUCAGUCGGAUUAGGAAUCAUUUUAUAUUCAACGUGGAGUCGGUGGGCGCGCUGCCGCCGGCCGCCAUCUUCAUCGAGGCCGUCAAGAUCCUGCGCGACAAGUGCAAGUCACUGCUGGAGGAACUCAAUAACAUUUAAUAUUUUUGAAAAUAAAUUAUGAGGUAAAGA